GGAGAGGAGAGGAGAGCGCUGGUGAAAAGAGACGCUUUCCUGAGCUACUUGGGAGAAACAACACCAGCCUUGACACUGAGUGAUGACCGUGGCGCGGAGAGACUCGGCAGACCGGGAAUAAAAACGCGGAAUAAAACACACAGACAGAGAGAGAGAGGGUAGGAGGGUGCACAGUUUGUGGAUACCUGCGCGUCUCCGGUCCGGCCGCAGGUGCGCUAAAUCCCUCUGAAGGGAGAGUUCUUUGGUCCGGAGGAGGAAGUGAGAGAAGAAGAUAUCUGCCUGGGAUUAUUUCUCCUUUUUUCCUCGCCCGGUCUCAUCUGUGUUUCAGUCACUCUCAAAGCAAACUUUCUCAGCUUUUGCAGCGCCUGCAGCCACAGUUCAACUCCAGGUUGGACUCAGAUCUGAAGGAGCUUUGUAAAACCGUGGACUGUUCACUCAGACUGUUUCCAAACGCGGAUUACACCGGACAGCAUCACCAAACCAGAAAGGAGAAUUCCUCUAAACUCCAAACUUGUGUUGUGUGACGCGAGUCUGUCCAUCCCACCUGUGUUUUCUUAUUUAAUGUGCUGAUGAGGAGGACAAUGUCUGGAUUAUUACAGCCGCUGCUCAUCCUGCCCCGGGAGAGAAGGGAAGAGUGAGUGAAGCAGAGAGAGGAGAGAAAAGAGGAGGAAGAGAAGAGAGAAGGGGAAGUCGGUGGCGUUUGGCUGCCGUCCACUAGUUCGUUAGCGCCUUUGCCGCUCGCACUCUCCCACCUCUUUUUACUGGAUACGCGGACACACAUCAAGAGACGCACGGGGAGGACCUGCGUUCACACCCUGGGCCAGUGGGAGGUGACUGUCAGAAGAAAUGCCGGUCCUAGGUGCCCUAGUACAUCACCACCUGGACCAUGGCGACUCCUUGGCCGAUGAGAAAAGAGAGGUGCUCCCAUGGCUCCGCCUGCCUUGCUAGAUGGUCGGUGUCCUGCUUGAUGCUCCUAUGGUUGCCUUGGGUGUUGCUAUGGCUGCCGUGGCCCACCCGAGCUGAACAAGUGGGUGGUGGGGUGCAUGGCGGGAAGGUGCUCCAUGGUUCACUGUCGUCCCCCUCGUCCUCGUCAUCUUCCUCCUCAUCCCCGUCCAGCUCUUCGGCGUGGGGCUUCAACACGAGGCAGAGUGGAGGGCAGCUGGACUGGCUGCUGUCAGAGAAGGGACCUUUCCACAGAUGUCCAGAGUACACCGAGUUCAGGGAGAGGUUCCAGCAGGGAUUUUCUACCAGAUACAAGAUUUACAGGGAGUUCAGUCACUGGAAGGUGAACAGCCUGGCAACAGAGAAGAGAGAUUUCCUCAAAGCUCCAUUGCCCUUAGCGCCAGAGUUCCUUCGCAACCUGCGGUUACUGGGGCGACGGCCAACCCUGCAGCAAAUCAACGAAAACCUCAUCAAGAAGUACGGGACCCACUUCCUAGUCUCCGCUACCCUGGGAGGAGAGGAGUCUUUGACCAUUUUCCUGGACAAGCAGAAGCUGAAUAAGAAGUCAGAGGGUAACAGCAACAGCUCAGUGGUGUCUCUGGAGCUGCUCCAUCAGCUGGCCGCUUCCUACUUCACAGAUCGAGAGAGCACCCUAAGGCGACUGCACCACCUCCAGAUUGCCACCUCUGCUAUCAAGGUAACCGAAACAAGGACAGGCCCUCUCGGCUGCAGUAACUACGACAGCUUGGAUUCGGUUAGCUCAGUGUUGGUGCACAGCCCGGAAAAUAAGAUCCACCUAAAGGGCUUGCAAGAUGUCCUGCCCGAAUUCCUGCGUGGGCGUUUUGUGGAGGCAGCCCUCAGCUAUGUGGCAUGCAACUCGGAGGGCGAGCUGCUCUGCCGCAACAACGACUGCUGGUGCCGGUGCUCUCCCCGCUUUCCAGAGUGCAACUGCCCCUUUGCUGACAUCAAGGUCAUGGAGGAGAACCUGGAGAAGAGCAAAGAGGCCUGGAGCAACUUCAACCAAGAGUUCAUGGAAUCAGAUGAAUUCAAAGCCCUCCUGAAGCGCCUGCCCACUGACCGGUUCUUGAAUGUGUCCAUGAUCGCCAAGUUCUGGUCGGCUGAUUUGUCUCUCCAGAAGCGUUAUGCCCAGCUGGAGUCCAGCACUGCCCUGGUCCUGGGCAAAGCCCAGAAGGUCGUCAGGAAACUGUUCACCCUGAGCAAACGCUGCCCCAAACAUCCCCGCAUCAGUCUGCCCAGAGAGAGGCCCGUUGGGUUUUGGUUGCGCAGAGCUCAGUCUCUGCUCUACUGCAAUGAGCAUGGAGUGCUGGGCUCCUUCUCUGAGGAGGUGAGGAGCUGCAGCUGCCCUGGUGAGCAGGCCACCUGCCAGGGAGUCAUUCCGUGCAUUGUGGGCACCUCCUCCACCUCAUGCUCCUCCUGCGCUACUGAUAAUGCGACCCGCUGCGGAGCCUGUCACCACGGCAACGUCCUCCAUCUGGGUUCCUGCAGGCCGAGCAUCGCUGCAUCCCUGGACCACUAUCUGAACUUUGACUUGGACAUGCCUGAUGCUGAGGUCAGGUAUCUGCUUCAGCGACUGGACAGCAGAAUCGAGGUCCACGCUAUUUACAUCAGCAACGAUGUCCGCCUGGGGAGUUGGUUCAAUCCUGCCUGGAGGAAGAGAAUGUUGCUGACACUCAAGAGUAACAAAAAUAAGUCCAAUCUCAUCCACAUGCUCAUGGGCAUUUCUUUCCAGAUAUGCUUGACUAAGAAUUCAACACUGGAGCCUGUGCCUGCGAUUUAUGUGAAUCCUUUUGGGGGAAGCCACUCAGAGAGCUGGUUCAUGCCGGUGAACCAGCCUGAUUUCCCUGACUGGGAGAGAACUCGACUGGACGCCGUCGUCACGGCACAGUGUUACAACUGGACACUGUCUCUGGGAAACACAUGGAAGUCCUUCUUUGAAACAGUGCACAUCUACCUGCGAAGCCGCAUACUCACAGAUGAUCCAACGGUGAAUGAAACUCUCUUCUAUGAACCGCUGGACCUGGAUGACCAGACAUCCAACAUGGGGUACAUGAAGAUCAACACACUGAAGGUGUUCGGAUACAGCAUGCACUUUGACCCUGAGGGCAUCAAGGAUCUGAUCCUCCAACUGGACUACCCGUACACGCAGGGUACGCAGGACGCCGCCUUUCUGAUGUUGCUGGAGAUGAGAGACCGGAUUAACCGGCUGUCUCCGCCAGCACCGCAGCCCCUGGACCUGUUUUCUUGUCUGCUGCGCCACCGACUCAAGCUGUCAGCCGGAGAGGUGGCACGCAUCAAGGACUCUCUGCAGAUCUUCAACUCCAAGCUUCCAAAUGCUUCUCCAGAACCUGAGCUGGCCCAGCUGUGCAGCUAGCUAGCUCAGCACGCAAGUCAGGUUCAGGAGUGAUGUUACGCAUAAGAGAGUGGAGUUGCUGCUAGACUGAGCAGAGGAGGUCCUACUGAGCUAGCGUCUUGGAUCCAAAUCCUCUGAACAACCAAUUGUAAAGCCUGACUGCUGGGCUUUUCUCAUGGUCACUCUUGGCUGGUUACCUGGUGUCACAUUUUUACAGAAAUUGUUACCAGAGCCCUUUGAUGAACACUUGAGUCAUGUUGGACUUUUGGGAGAACAGCUGAUACUUGGACUGUCUUUCAGAGGCUCUACUGUACGAGCCUGGAGGCUUACUUUUGCUAUUACUGCCCCACUUUUGGCAAACUGUAGGACUGGACAAAGUUAAGAGACUCUCUUACUGCGACAGGUUUUGUGAUGUGGAACCUCAGAGAGCCGAUGUCAUUAAGCAUACCUAAGACAUCUGCCUUGCAAAGAUAAAGGCGGUUUUGAUAUGUAAAGAGGAACUCUUAAGGGGUCUUCAAAAAUGAGUUAAUGGAAGAGAAGAUUUCCCCUUUUCUAACCCUAUUUUCUUUGGCUACAGAACAAUCUCGUGGGAAGGGAAAAUGGGAUAAUAUUAUAUACAGUAUGUGGUGAAUGAGUUGUUAUGUUAUGCUUAACAGUUUCAAAUUUGAUAAUCCUGAACCCUGUUACUGUCUUUGAAUAUUUCUUUUUAAUCCCUGCCUUCCAUUUUAUCUGGCAUUUGAAAACUUGUAAGUAUCUAUGCUUAACAUCCGAGUGAGAAGCCUGUUAGUGAUGUUCUGUCCUUGGUGGUGUGUCUAUACCAAAAGACGGUGAGCACAUUGGCAAACUGAAUGGCAAAAUAUCUUCAGUGUUCAGUUAUUUUUUUUGAGCUGAAGAAUCAUACGGAAUUCUUCUGAUGUGGUAACAAAAAGGUCUGAGGAUACAGCGCUGUAAAUAACGCUCCAUCUAACCCCAGAUGUGGACAAAGUGCACAUUGCUUUUUAGAUAACCGAGUGCAAAGACCAAAAAAAUGUUUAUAACAAAACAAACUCAUGCCUUAUAUGGAGAGUCAAUGUUAAGAUAAGAAGCACAUUUAGUUUCUGUGUUUGAUUUCCCAGAGGAGGCUGUAUUGCUUUUUAUAUUUCAAUAUUUCUACCAAGACAGAACAAACAGACACAUUCUCCAGAAUACGUGGUAAUGUAGCUUUUCCAUGUAAAUGCCAAUCACACUUUCUGCAGUUACUUGUUUUGAUUUGGUGUUGUGAAACUUUGAGUCACUAUUCACAGUGCACACCAGUACUUGCAUACUGUAAUUGUUCUGCAAAAUCCUUCUAUCUCCAAUUAGACGAACUCUGAGUAACUGACUGAACAUGAUUGAUUUUAUGGUUUUAAAAAGGUUUUCGAUGGUUUAAUUUAGUCUCAGGUCAAUGAAAAGAGAUUUUUUUUUUUGUUGAUGUUUUUUUUUUGUUUUGUUUUAACAUGUGGGUCCAAUGUCAGCUGCCAGCGACUGGAGUUACAAGGUUUCUGCAGGGUAGUGAUGGUCCUCUUGAGAGCUGCAAACUUACCAGGAUGAUACUUGAUAUGAUUCUAGAUUUACUUCACUAAUUUCUCACUGAAAGUCAGAAAACCUUGUAUGUCAUUUUCAGCAGUUCUUCUGUGCUCAGCUUGCUUAAGUAAAAACAAAGUGGUUUAUCUA
Molecule: messenger RNA, 5005 nt
Organism: Epinephelus lanceolatus (giant grouper)
Lineage: Eukaryota; Metazoa; Chordata; Actinopteri; Perciformes; Serranidae
Gene: brinp2
Product: bone morphogenetic protein/retinoic acid inducible neural-specific 2
Biological process (GO): negative regulation of mitotic cell cycle; cellular response to retinoic acid; positive regulation of neuron differentiation
Cellular component (GO): neuronal cell body; cytoplasm; dendrite
Source: RefSeq, a predicted model, not a curated record